UUUCCUUCUUUAAGGUGGAUUCCCUGCAUUGAGCAGAGGGGUUGGACUUGAUGGCCUCACAGGCCCCUUCCAACUCUACCAUUCUGUGAUUGGACCUGGGAGAUCAGCGUGACCACUGGUGAAAAUCCACUUUUCCCUUUAAGAGCGUCUGGUUGCCUGGAAGCUGUAAUAAGAAAGAAUCGUUGGCUGAGCUGUGAGGCGAAGCAAAGGACCCCUUCCCACAAACCUUGCCCUAUGUAUCAAAGCGGUUUCAGAGAUUCAAGGAGAUCCUUCGGUCCUUUUAGGAGCGUUUGAGUGCUGAGAGGAAAAUGGAUGUGCAAAGCCCAGCGAGGAAGGGAGCAGCAAACAGCCCUAACCCCAUCCAGGCUGGAAGCAGUGGGGAAUUCUGGGAAAAGAUUGAGCAGAAGACCCUGGAACAAGGAACGGUCAGAUUGGACGUACAGCGCCAGCGGUUCAGGGGGUUCUGCUACCAGGAGGACGAGGGCCCCCGAGAGGUUUGCAGCCAACUCCACCGUCUUUGCCAUCAGUGGCUGAAGCCGGAAAGGAAUACGAAAACCCAGAUCUUGGACUUGGUGAUCCUGGAGCAGUUCCUGGCUGUCCUGCCCCCGGAGAUGAAGAGCUGGGUCCGAGAGUGUGGGCCGGAGACCAGUUCCCAGGCAGUGGCCCUGGCAGAAGGCUUCCUCCUGAGCCAGGCAGAAAAGAAGAAGCAGGAAGACUUGCAGGUGCAGGAGUCAUUGCUGGACAUACCUGCGCGUUCCCCUGAGUCAGGAAGAGAUCCGUCCAAGAACAUUCAGAAGCCGUUCUUCUGGGGGACUGUACCUGAGGAUCAAGCAUUGGACGCACCACUUGGCAACGGGAUUCCGUCUCUCGUCUUCUCUGGAUCUUCACCCCUCCAGGAGAGAACAGAAACAGCUGCAGGGCAGUCAGCUCAGGGUCCGGUUUCCUUUGAGGAGGUGGCUGUGUGCUUCACGGAGGAGGAAUGGGCACUGCUGGAUCCGGGCCAGAGGGUGUUACAUGGGGAAGUUCUGCUGGAGAAUUACUGGAAUGUGGCCUCUCUGGCAGAUCACAGGGAGAAUUAUGCUAAUCUAGGUGCAGAAAGAAACCAGGAAGAGAAGUUCAGAAAUCAAGACGGGUCCAAAACAGAGGAAGGAAUCCAAACGGAGGAGGGGAAGAAUGAAUCAUGCCCAGGGGAGAAUUUCCAUGAAAUCCCCGUUCCGCAAGAAAAACACAAAGGGGCAAGGAAGCACACCUGCCCAGUGUGCGUGAAAAGCUUCAAUCGGAAAUCCGACCUGAAUGUCCAUUGGAGAAUCCACACUGGAGAGAAGCCGUAUAAAUGCCUGGAGUGUGGGAAGAACUUCCGGCAGCUUGCCAGUCUCUCUUCACAUCAAAGAAUCCACACAGGGGAGAGACCGUACAAAUGUGCAGAGUGUGGAAAGGGCUUUUACGACAAGUCAAGCCACCUCAUACACCAAAGAAUUCACACAGGCGAGAAACCGUAUCAGUGUUUGGUCUGUGGAAAGGGGUUCCAUCAGAGCUUUGGGCUGACGUCCCAUCAAAGAAUCCACACAGGAGAGAAACCCUAUGUCUGCUCAGACUGUGGAAAGAGCUUUUAUGACAAACCGCACCUUGUUAGACACCAAAGAAUCCACACUGGGGAGAAACCCUACACAUGCGCAGAAUGUGGAAAGAGCUUCAGCCAAAUCACAAGCUAUACUUCCCAUCAAAGAAUCCACACAGGAGAGAGGCCCUUUAUCUGCUCGGAUUGCGGAAAGGCCUUUUACGACAAAUCAAACCUCCUCACACACCAAAGAAUUCACACAGGAGAGAAGCGAUAUAAAUGCUUGGAGUGCGGAAAGAGCUUCAGCCAGAAAAAAAGCCUCACUUCCCAUCAAAGCAUCCACACAGGAGAGAAACCGUAUCAGUGCCUGGAGUGUGGAAAGAAUUUCAGGCAGCAUACAGACCUCACUUCGCAUCAAAAAAUUCACACAGGGGAGAGACCGUACCAGUGUCUGGAGUGCGGAAAGCGGUUUUAUAGGAAAGCGGAUCUAAACAGACAUCAAAGAAUUCACCCUGGGAGAAGUCACGUAGGGGGAAAACCAUAUGAAUGUGCAGACUGUGGAAAGCGCUUCAGUCAGAGUACAAGCCCCACUUCUCAUCAAAGAAUUCACACAGGGGAGAAACCAUAUGAAUGUGCAGACUGUGGAAAGCGCUUCAGUCAGAGUUCAGGCCUCACUUAUCAUCAAAAAAUUCACACAGAGGAGAAACCAUAUGAAUGUGCAGACUGUGGAAAGCGCUUCAAUCAGAAGAUACAACUCACUUCUCAUCAAAGAAUUCACACAGGGAAGAAACCAUAUGAAUGUGCAGACUGUGGAAAGCGCUUCAGUGAUAAGCUACAACUCACUCGUCAUCAAAGAAUUCACACAGGGGAGAAACCAUAUGAAUGUACAGACUGUAGAAAGUGCUUCAGACAGAAGAUACAACUCACUUCUCAUCAAAGAAUUCACACAGGGGAGAAACCAUAUGAAUGUGCAGAGUGUGGACAGCGCUUCAGUCACAGGAUAAGCCUCACUUUUCAUCAAAGAAUUCACACGGGGGAGAAACCAUAUCAAUGUGCAGAGUGUGGAAAGUGCUUCAGUCGGAACACAAACCUCACUUCUCAUCAAAGAAUUCACACAGAGGAGAAACCAUAUGAAUGUGCAGACUGUGGAAAGCGCUUCAGCCAGAAGACACACCUCACUCGUCAUCAAAGAAUUCACACAGGGGAGAAACCAUAUGAAUGUACAGACUGUGGAAAGUGCUUCACGCAUAAGAUACAACUGACUUCUCAUCAAAGAAUUCACACAGGUGAGAUACCAUAUGAAUGUGCAGACUGUGGACAGCGCUUCAGUCGGAGCACAACCCUCACUUCUCAUCAGAGAAUUCACACAGGGGAGAAACCAUAUGAAUGUGCAGACUGUGGAAAGUGCUUCAGUGAGAAGAUAAAACUCACUCGCCAUCAAGGAAUUCACACAGGGGAGAAACCAUAUGAAUGUACAGACUGUAGAAAGUGCUUCAGACAGAAGAUACAACUCACUUCUCAUCAAAGAAUUCACACAGGGGAGAAACCAUAUGAAUGUGCAGAGUGUGGAAAGUGCUUCAGACAGAAGAUACAAUUGACUUCUCAUCAAAGAAUUCACACAGGGGAGAAACCAUAUGAAUGUUCAGACUGUGGAAAUUGCUUCAGACGGAACGUACACCUCACUUCUCAUCAAAGAAUUCACUCAGGGGAGAAACCAUAUGAAUGUGCAGAGUGCGGAAAGCGCUUCAGACAGAGUGCAUACCUCACUUCUCAUCAAAGAAUUCACAGAGGGGAGAAACCAUACAAAUGUGGAGAGUGUGGAAAGUGCUUCAGAUGGAGCACAAACCUCACUUGUCAUCAAAGAAUUCACACGGUGGAGAAACCAUAUGAAUGUGCAGACUGGAAAGCACUUCAGUCAGAAGAUACAACUCACUCGUCAUCAAAAUAUUCACACAAGGGAGAAACCAUAUAA
Molecule: messenger RNA, 3530 nt
Organism: Elgaria multicarinata webbii
Lineage: Eukaryota; Metazoa; Chordata; Lepidosauria; Squamata; Anguidae
Product: zinc finger protein 420-like
Exons: 7
Coding region: 309-3530 (1073 amino acids)
Biological process (GO): regulation of transcription by RNA polymerase II
Molecular function (GO): DNA-binding transcription factor activity; RNA polymerase II cis-regulatory region sequence-specific DNA binding
Source: RefSeq, a predicted model, not a curated record